Molecule: messenger RNA, 3727 nt
Organism: Xiphias gladius (swordfish)
Lineage: Eukaryota; Metazoa; Chordata; Actinopteri; Istiophoriformes; Xiphiidae
Gene: sulf2a
Product: sulfatase 2a
Exons: 20
Coding region: 1-2661 (886 amino acids)
Cellular component (GO): endoplasmic reticulum; Golgi apparatus; plasma membrane
Molecular function (GO): N-acetylglucosamine-6-sulfatase activity; glycosaminoglycan binding; calcium ion binding
Source: RefSeq, a predicted model, not a curated record
AUGGCAGGGAGGGUGGUCUACGCCCCUCUCCCGCUUCUUCUGCUCCUUCUGGUCCUGGUGGGUGUGCUUCGCAUGGCCCAGGGCUCUGGCUACCUGUCUGGAUAUCGCCUCAGGUCUCGCCUGCAGAGGGACCGGCACUUCCGCAACAUCCGACCCAACAUCAUCCUGAUCCUCACAGAUGAUCAGGACAUAGAACUGGGCUCAAUGCAGGCCAUGAACAAAACGAGGCACAUCAUGGAGAAGGGCGGCACGCAUUUCUCAAACGCCUUCUCCACCACGCCCAUGUGCUGCCCAUCCCGCUCUUCCAUCCUGACAGGGAAGUACGUGCACAACCACCACACCUACACCAACAACGAGAACUGCUCCUCACCCUCGUGGCAGGCCCACCACGAGCCGCACACUUUCGCUGUACACCUCAACAACUCUGGCUACAGAACAGCCUUUUUUGGAAAGUAUCUGAAUGAGUACAAUGGCUCCUAUGUGCCCCCUGGCUGGAAGGAAUGGGUAGCACUGGUGAAGAACUCACGCUUCUACAACUACACCCUCUGCAGGAACGGAGUACGAGAGAAACACAGCAGCAACUACUCAAAGGACUACCUGACAGACAUCAUUACCAACGACAGCAUCAACUACUUCCGUAUGUCCAAGAGGAUGUACCCUCACCGUCCUGUCAUGAUGGUCCUGAGCCACGUUGCUCCGCAUGGUCCAGAGGACUCCGCUCCGCAGUACAGUUCUGCCUUCCCCAACGCAUCACAGCACAUAACCCCCAGCUACAACUACGCCCCUAACCCAGACAAGCACUGGAUCCUACGCUACACAGGACCUAUGAAGCCUGUCCACAUGCAGUUCACUAACAUGCUGCAGCGCAGGAGGAUGCAGACCCUGCUGUCUGUUGAUGACAGUGUGGAGAAGGUGUAUAACAUGUUGGUGGAGACGGGGGAAGUGGACAACACCUACCUCAUUUACACCUCAGACCACGGCUACCAUAUCGGCCAGUUUGGUCUGGUCAAGGGCAAAUCAAUGCCUUAUGAGUUUGACAUCCGUGUCCCCUUCUAUGUACGAGGACCUAAUGUGGAGCACGGUGCCAUUAAUUCUCAUAUAGUGCUGAACAUUGACUUGGCACCGACUCUGCUGGACAUGGCUGGUGUUGAUAUCCCUGCAGAAAUGGAUGGCAAGUCUAUCCUCAAGCUGAUGGACACAGACAGGCCAGUCAAUAGGUUCCAGUUAAGCAGGAAGGGCAAAACAUGGAGAGAUUCUUUCCUUGUGGAGAGAGGGAAGCCUCCACACAAGAGAGCUGACGGGAAGGAAGUGGCCCAGGAGGAGAACUUCCUGCCAAAAUACCAGCGGGUGAAGGACCUGUGUCAGAAAGCAGAGUACCAGACCUCCUGCCAGCAGCCAGGACAGAAAUGGCAGUGUGUGGAGGACCCGACUGGCAAGCUGAGGCUGUAUAAGUGCAAGGGCAUGGCUAGUCUCUAUGCCCCACGUAUGCAGGCUCUGAUGGCCAGCGGUGCCUCCCAGCUGUCUCUCACAUCCAACUCAGACAGCUGUAACUGUGCUGAUGUGGGCGUCAAAACAUCAAUCCUGAAGAGGAAGAGGCUGCUCACCAAGAAGAAGAUGAAAUCCAGUAAGAGUGUCUCCAAGAAGCGCUGGGCUCGUUCUGUAUCAUUUGAGCUGGAUGGAGACCUGUACGCCGUGGACCUGGAGGAGGGCUACCGGCCCCUGGGGUACAGGAACAGCAGCGGGACCAGAGACAGGAGGAGAGGGGUGGGGAAUGAGGAGGACAAUGAAGAGUUCAGCGGUAUGGGAGUCACAGCCAAACCCACCACCAGCAGCAGACUCACACCACCUGCUGCUCUUAAAGUCACUUACAGGUGCUCCAUUCUUAUGAAUGACACAGUAAAGUGUGACGGAGGACUCUACAAGUCCCUUCAAGCAUGGAAAGACCAUAAACUACACAUAGAGCAUGAGAUUGAAACGCUGCAGACCAAAAUCAAGAACCUGCGUGAGGUCAAAGGUCACCUGAAAAAGGUGCGGCCUGAGGAAUGUCAGUGUACCACUCCCAGUUAUCUCCUGAAGAAUAAAGAGACUUUCAGGCUAAAUGCAGGACGCAUGCACUCACUUCGAAUGCCGUCCAAGCAGAAAAGUCAAUGGCUGCAGAAGGAACAGAAGCGCAGAAAGAAACUACGUAAAUUCCUCAAAAGGCUCCAGAACAAUGACACCUGCAGCAUGCCUGGCCUCACCUGCUUCACCCACGACAACCAUCACUGGCAGACUGCCCCCUUUUGGACAAUGGGUCCAUUCUGUGCAUGCACCAGUGCCAACAACAACACCUACUGGUGCCUCAGGACCAUCAAUGACACACACAACUUCCUGUUCUGUGAAUUUGCUACCGGUUUCCUGGAGUAUUUUGACCUCAACACUGACCCAUACCAGCUGAUAAAUGCUGUGAGCACCCUCGACCGCAACGUUCUGAAUUCAAUGCAUCAACAGCUCAUGGACUUACGAGGCUGCAAGGGACAUAAGCAAUGCAACCCGGAGAAGGGGGGAAAGGAGCGAAGCUACUUCAGUGAAUACAGACCAGUUCAUCGUCGAAAGAGGCCAAAAGUGAAGAAGCCUUCCUCCAAAUCGCUAGGGCAGAUUUGGGAAGGGUGGGUUGGUUAACCACCUGCAUCCCACAACCAGUCACAUCGGCCUCCUCCAGCACAGGAAGGAGAAGGGGGAGUGCAGGCAAACCCAAGGACCUUGACCACACUUCGAUGGACCAUAACUUGAGAUACUUCUCCUCUCUAUUUUGGGUUUUUAUUUUUGAGAGAGCGGCUCUCUGUAGCCCCCACCCAGACAGAGGAGAUGCUGAGACUGAGAGGAAGCUUAAAGACUCUCCAAUUGUCAGUUCUACCUUUGCACACAUUUAUGCCCAUUUACAUCCUCUGUUACCCCCAGCUGUCAGGACCGUUUACAUCAACAAGAUGCUCUGAAUCGGCUGGGACAGUUUGGUAUCCACAGGCCAUUAAGUCUAACAGUGCUUCUUGUAGAAAAUAUAUAUCAGCUUUAAUCAGCUUUCUUUCAUGUCAUACUGUAUGGGACUAGGUGGAAACAUGGUGAGUUACAGGUUAACUCUGCUGCUACGUAAUGAUGUCAUGGCCUCAUGAUGUCUCUGUGGCACUUCCUAAAUUGUUAGUGCUUGGAGUCACUACAAGACAUAUUUUCUUUCUCUGCACCAAUGUGUCUGCACAUGGAAGUGGUAUGGACUUUUAAACAACCGACUGUAACUAGUUCUUUGCCAUAAUCUUUUGUAUACUAGUUGAUUUUAACGCCGAUGAAUGUCCUUUAUGAAGCAUCAUCUUCCUCAAAGCUGUGAGAUGUGAGGUGACUACAGUUUGCCUGCCUUGAUCCAACCACAUACAGUGUCAGACGCACCUCGAUCAACACUACACUAACCUCUAUCACACAAUAAUACAAUCCAAACCUCCAGAAUAUUUGACCACUGGAAGAACGCGUCAUUAGUGAAUGCCAUUUUACUCCCUUGUAUUAUCAGUACCACACUGUAGAAGUCUCCAAAUAGUUUGUUGAGCUUGCUAUACAUGGUGCUACAGGAUAACAAUCCAGAAGUAAAAUCUUGCUGUACAGUACAGUAUGUAUUUGAAUGUAUGUUGUGCAAUUAAUAUAAAUGUUUACAAUAUUUUUUAUAAUACUGAAGAGGCAGACCUCAUUGUAUGAUAUGAGUUGA